AUGAAAAUUUAAAUAGUGUAACCUACUUUCUUCAAUUCUAUAUCUCGAACCUUUCUCAUAAGUCUACUCACAUUAAUACUUAUUCAAUCAAGAGUUUCGGGCUUUUACAAUCAGACAAAGAAUUAUACAUUCUUGAACUCAAUAAAUUAUAUAGUUGAUGAUACCGACCCAAAUGACUUGUAAUUGAUAGUUCAGCUUAGAAUUUUAAAUUUCGACGUUUCUACUUGGACGCUUACUGAUGGCUCUUAAGGUAUUUUUAUGGCAUUUGGUUAUGGCUCUUAAAACUUUAAUGAUACUGACAUCACAAUGUGUAUCUACCAAUAUAGAAAUCUAAAUUCUGAUUAGUUUGUUUGCUCUGACUCAUUUAGUCUUUAUCCCAAUAUUAGUGGGCCACCUAGUGUUGGAUAGCUAUUGUAUGUAACUAAUGAAACUUAAAAUAUUUAAGAAGUAAAGACUCUCUAAAGUAACUUUUAUAAAGAAAAUAAAUACUCUUAUGGGAAUUUCGGUUUGCAAUUUAAGAGGCCAUUUAAUACGAAAGAAGCUAAAGAUUAUGUUCUGUACUAGGAGAUGAUUAAAUAUGUAUUUGGAUAUGGAGAUUUAAGAAACAAGCUACCUGAAUAUAGUUAUAUAAGAUCAUAUUGGGGAACUCUGGAUUUGAUUAUAAAAAAUGAUUCAAUUAAAGAUACCACUAAUUCAAUUUUGACUCGUUGCCAUCUAAUAAUACUGAUUAUUGCUAUAGCACUUUUAAUUAAUAUUUGA
Molecule: messenger RNA, 759 nt
Organism: Stylonychia lemnae
Lineage: Eukaryota; Ciliophora; Spirotrichea; Sporadotrichida; Oxytrichidae
Source: the annotation of a GenBank genome assembly